Molecule: messenger RNA, 1770 nt
Organism: Papaver somniferum (opium poppy)
Lineage: Eukaryota; Viridiplantae; Streptophyta; Magnoliopsida; Ranunculales; Papaveraceae
Product: probable LRR receptor-like serine/threonine-protein kinase At1g56140
Exons: 17
Coding region: 1-1770 (589 amino acids)
Molecular function (GO): protein binding
Source: RefSeq, a predicted model, not a curated record
AUGGUUCAAAUAAAGCAUCCGAUGUUUGAGUUUACAACUCUGCCAACAUCCAAAAUUCAAGCUAUGCCCCCAGUUUUAAAUACUGUAAGUUAUACUUGGGAGUUGCUAUACCUAUAUGCUUCUUAUUUUGGAGAAAUAACAAAAGUCGCUGAACUGAUUUGUUGUAUCAUCAAACUUCGCAGUUACAUCGACAGCUUUGGAGUGGGUGGAGAGAUACCUCAGACAUUUGCUAGCCUAGUAAACAUGAAAACCAUGUGGGCUUCAGAGAAUGCUUUCACAGGCAAGAUACCUGACUUUAUUGGGAAUUGGUCCAAACUAACCUCCUUGAGAUUUGAAGGGAACUCUUUUGAAGGGCCUAUUCCAUCCAGCUUAUCUAAUUUGACUUUGUUAACUGACCUGAGAAUUAGUGACUUGUCUAACAUAAGCUCAUCGUUGGAUUUUAUCAAGGACAUGAAGAAAUUAACCGUCUUAGUUUUGAGAAACAGUUUGAUUUCUGGUGGUAUUCCAUCCAAUGUGGGAGAGUAUGGAGAGUUACAAAGGCUUGAUCUGAGCUUUAACAAUUUAACUGGACGCAUUCCAGGGUCUCUCUUCAAUUUGAGUUCUCUUUCUAACUUGUUUCUGGGGAACAAUAGCCUGUCUGGUAUCCUUCCUCCCCAAAAAAGUUCAAGACUUCUCACUGUAGAUUUGUCAUACAAUGAACUGUCAGGAAGUCUUCCUUCUUGGGUAACCCAGCAAAACACAUCACUGAAUUUGGUCGCAAAUAAUUUUCCAGACGAUAUCUUAAGAAACACUAUGAAAGAUAUAGCUUUCAUAUCUCCAGGCUAUAAGCAGGACUUUGUAGUUGUAGGAUCUUGCCACCUACUCCUAGUCGGUCUGAACCAUUAUAAAUUGUUUCCAAACUCCUCUUUCGCGAUUAAGUGUGGUGGCUCAAAUAUGAGAUCUUCAGAUGGUAUAGAUUUUGAGGCAGACAACUCAACUCUUGGUCCAGCAUCGUUACAUCUUACUAAUACUAGGAGAUGGGCCGUUAGCAAUGUCGAUCUGUUUGGUGAAAGAGAAGGAGCUCAGUAUACCUUGAAUACUCUUUCUCAGAUUACGGGUACUUUAGACUCGGAGCUGUUUCAGACAUCCAGGAUAUCAGGAUCACUAAGAUACUACGGCCUUGGUCUUGAGAACGGACCGUACAAAAUCAACCUACGAUUUGCGGAGACAGAUUAUAAAGAUCCCAGCACACUCACAUGGGAGAGUCUUGGAAGACGUGUUUUCGAUAUUUAUCUUCAGGGGAAUAGGCGCGUGAAGGAUUUUGAUGUAAGAAAGGAGGCAGGUGGGGCCUCUAAUAGAGCUGUUGAGAAGAAUUACAAGGUUCAGGUAUCUCAGAACUACCUUGAGAUUCAUCUUUUUUGGGAUGGGAAAGGGACUUGCUGCAUACUUAAGCAAGGUUCUUACGGACCAUCCAUUUCUGCCAUUAGUGUUACACCAGAUUUUCAACCAACUGUCAGUAACCUUCCUCCAGCUGCUCCCAAAAAGAGCAAGACUGGUUUAAUUGUCGGCAUUGUAGUUUCUGUUACGGUGUUGAGCUGUAUUGCCAUAUUUGCGGUGUUUUAUUGUAGAAGGAAAAAGUCAGAUAUCGAUGAAGAAGAAGAGCUUCUAGGGAUAGAGAACAGGCCAAAUACGUUUACUUAUGCAGAACUGAAAAAUGCUAUAAAAGACUUCAAUUCUGCAAACAAGCUAGGAGAGGGAGGAUUUGGAUCUGUUUACAAGGUAAUCAAAUAA